Molecule: messenger RNA, 735 nt
Organism: Phytophthora nicotianae INRA-310
Lineage: Eukaryota; Oomycota; Peronosporomycetes; Peronosporales; Peronosporaceae
Exons: 1
Coding region: 1-735 (244 amino acids)
Source: RefSeq, a predicted model, not a curated record
AUGACUCGCCAAGGCUACCUCAUUGUGCAUGACAAGCGCGCCCGCCCUACCGUACGCUACCUGUCGCUAGAAGACGGAUUCCUGCGCCAGUACGCGUCGGCCGAGUGCACCAAAUGCCUGAAUGAAGUACGGCUUUCAGGCUGCAAGAUCACUGUCAAGGCACAGAAGCGUGCUGACGGCGUGCCCAAUAGCUUCUACCUUGAAACUCGCAAAGUGUUCGUCAAGGACCGGUCCUACACUCUGGGCAACGUCGAGCGCAUCGAAUUUAGCGCCUGCAGUGGCGAGGACCGUCAGGAUUGGGGCAAGGCGCUCUUCUCCUGGCAGCGCUACUAUUGGCGCGACCCAGUGGCCACCUCCCCCGAGAACGAAUCGAAUGCCAGCGAGACUCGCCUGCAGCUCGAGCAGAUCAUCGCCAAGCACUUUGUGCAGAAACCCCCAAGCGGACCCUCGAUCUCGUUCGCAGCAGCCAAGCAGCCCAUCUCGUUCCUGCGGCGUAACGCGUACACGCUGCGCCGCUCGCUGUCGCUCACCAUGACGUCCGCAGUCACCAAUGCAGCUAAACCCGAAAGUGACACGGAACCGACCGACUGUGUAAAGGACAAGGUGGCGCUCGUCAAGGUGGAAUGCCCAGAGGCCAGCCAAACCAAGAACAACAAUGUCUGCGAAGCCACAGCAGUCACACCGCACUAUUUGCCUCCGCACCUCGACCGCGGCAACAACCAGGAGGCACACUAG